Chironomus riparius is the source of this 4070-nucleotide messenger RNA. The record is from the annotation of a GenBank genome assembly. Lineage: Eukaryota; Metazoa; Arthropoda; Insecta; Diptera; Chironomidae.
UUACACUUUUUGUUUUUAUUUUCACUCAUAUUAGUUAAUUCAAUUUAAUUCUUAGAAAUUAGAUUUUUUACAGACACACGAUGCGAUGAACUUACUUUGAACAGAAAUCGAAUGACUGACUAUCUCGAUUUGUUUACUAUUUUUCAAAAUAGGGUUUACACACAAACAAUAAGAUAAUUCAACGCUGUUGUGUGAUUUAUUAAUAGCUGUUGUUGUUUUUAAGAUAAUGGACUGUUCCAGUCCUUGAAACAUUCCUUAAUUAAGUGAAAAAUCUAAAAUUAUUGAAUUUUUUUUCAACGGUUUUCAAAAUAUUUGAAUUCAUAAUUUUUGUCAUUGAACACACAAAAAAAUAUCAACAAUUCAAAUUAUUCUUUUAUUAAAAACGAAAAAAAGGUUUUAAUUAAAGCAUUAAAAGGUAUUUAAUUAUCGUAGAAACUUUAAAGAACAUAUACUCAAUUGAUAAGUAGUCGGAAUAUUGCAUCGAGAAGUUAAAUGGAAUAGUGAAGUUUAAAUAAAAGCGUGAAAGAUCAACAAAAAAAAAAUGAUUGUAACAUCAAAGGCAUUUAAUGCCGUCCAAAACCUCAAUAUUAAGGAACUAUUAAACUGUUCAGAGAAGGAAAUAAGACCUUUCCUGUUGUGUAUGGUUCGAUCAGUCUUAAUUGGAAGAAAUUUUGAUGAAAGUCAAAAGGAAUUUUUGCUAAUUUUAGUCGGAUCUGAAAUUGUCAACAAUUUAGUAGCUUUAUUGCAAGUAAAUUAUGUUGAAUUGGAGAGCGACAUAAAAAAAGAGCAACAGUUGAGACAAAAAAUCAACUCAUCAUCCAGUCAACAAGAUGCAGCACAAUUUCAUGAUCUUCAGAAUGUAAUAUUAGGCUUUGAAAGAGCUGAUGCUACUAGAAAGAUUCGAAUUGUUUUAUCAGAACUAUUUUACAUUCAAUCUCAAAUAAUAGAACAGAAUCAGCAUAGGUCAGAAAUCAUUAAUUCAGAGCUGUUUGACAAUGAAAUAUAUUUGGAAGAAAUUUCGGAUAUCAUCUGUAUUGCUCUUGCUGAACUUCCAUCAAUCUUACAAACAAAUGAAAUGAUUGAAAUACUUUUAUAUGUUAAUAAUGGAAGACAAAUUAUCUGCUGGAUUGUAGCAAAUAUGCCUGACUGCUUUAAAGAAAUAAUAUCGGCUCUUUUGAACAGCGAAGAAGAUAAUUUUGAAGGAAAAUUGAGACUGGCAACAUUAAACUUAUUAUGUGAAAUAAAUCCAGCACAAUCAUUGUCAAUAAGAGCAACGUGCAUACAAUUAAAAGCUAUGCCUUCAUUAAUGUUAAAGUUGAGUCUCAAUGAUUCUGAAGAUCUUGUUCCUUUUUUGACAGGAAUAUUAUUAGGGACUGAUCAAAGUACUCGAACUUGGUUUUCAAUGUAUAUAAAAGCCAGUCAGAAGAGAAAAGGAGAUGUACUUCAUUUAUUGAGAGAGAAAUUGCUUGGCGAACUCAGAAACUUUUUGUCGUUUAUAAGCGACCAAAAUCUCCAAGAUGAACAUGUCGUCGAAUGUGCUUCCCUUCUCCGACUAUAUUGUGCUUUGAGAGGAAUUGCAGGAUUGAAAUUUAACGAUGAUGAAAUUUUUGCCUUAGUCAGUUUAAUUACAACAAAGCCUCGUCCAUCAUCUAAAGGAAUUUACUUUAUAUCGCUCGGUUUAUGUAUGCUGAUAGCAUGUCCCUCACUUAUUUCUCAGCCACAACUCGAAGCCAAAGCAAUCAAUUGGAUGCAGUGGCUAAUGAAGGAAGAAGCAUAUUUUGAAAGCGUCAGCGAGGUAUCAGCUUCAUUUGGAGAGCUAUUGAUUCUAUUGGCAAUUCAUUUUCAUAGCAAUCAAUUUACAAACAUCAGCGACUUGGUUUGUUCGACUUUGGGGAUGAAAAUUCUUCUAAGACAGAAUAAUACAUCGAGAAUGAGACAAAUUUUUACACAAGAAAUAUUUACCGAGCAAGUUGUUGCUGCUCAUGCUGUAAAAGUCCCUGUAACAAAUAAUUUAAAUGCAAACAUUCAGGGUCAUUUGCCAAUUCAUUGUAUACAUCAGCUUUUAAAAUCAAGAGCAUUUUCGAAGCACAAAGUCGUUAUUAAGAACUGGAUUUUUAAGCAGAUUUGUAACUCAACAACACCAUUACAUCCAGUAAUGCCUGCUUUAAUUGAAGUUUUUGUAAAUUCAAUUUUAAUUUCAUCAAAUACUAAAUCGUCUACAGAGCAGCCAUUGAGCGAAAGUGACAUUAAGAAAGUUUUUCAAAAAUCUGAAAUUGCUUUCAAUCACAAGAUUUCAAAAGGUAAAGGAGAUAAGAAGGUGUUAAGUACCAAUGAAGGAGUAAAUCUUGCAUGUGACUUGACAUCACAACUAUUGAUCUUAUAUUACUUAUUAUACUAUGAAGAUACACGCUUAAACAACAUGAUUAAUAUCCUACAAAGUGGACGACUAGUAAAAAGUUAUUCAAGUGAAUUUCUUUCAGAACUACCGAUAAAAUAUCUAUUACAGUUUGCACAAAAAAGACAAAAUGACUUUGAAGCAUUAUUCAGUCCAUUACUUCGGCUUUUUAUUACACAUUUUCCACACUUAUCGCUCGUUGAUGAUUGGAUAGGAUUAAAUUGGAAAAUCAAUGCAUCAUUUUCAAGAAAGGUCGAAAAAAUAAGCGAAUUUCAUAUAGUUGAAGCAUUUGAAGAAAUUCAUGCAUGCCCAUCAAAAGUGAUACGCUUAUUAAAAGUAAUGCUGUCAAGACCUUCCGAAGAAGUUUGGUCACUGGCUGAAAGUUUUAUAAGAUACUUUAAGAAAAUUCUUGAUCCAUCCGUUCCAAGACUAAUUCAAGAGCUAUAUAAACAAGUUUGGAUGAAAUUAAAUACAAUUUUGCCUCGUCAACUUUGGCUUUUAACAAUCAAUGCAUUAAUGCCAGAUGAUACAAUUACUAAACAUAUCGUAUUAAAUCAGGAAAAUAUUGCCAUUGAACCGUUACAAAUUUUAAGAUGCGACGAAAGAGUCUUCAGAUGUCCUGAUGCCUUAACAAUUAUUUUAAAAAUCCUACAAGCUAGUUUAUUGGCGUCAAAAAUUCAAUUGUCUCGACACAUGAUGGAUAAGCCGCUUUUUAGUAAAGCAGGUCAAAUUCAAAAUGAAGCACAACGUGAGGAAUUGAAAGUAGCUUUAGUUGCUUCACAGGAAAGUUUAGGUGUGCAAAUCUUAUUGGAAACGUGCAUGGAAAAUAAAGAAUAUGACAAUAUGGAUGGGAACAAUUAUUCACUAAGAGAAAUACGAGGAAUUGUCAAUUCCUAUUUACAUCAAGUUUUUAUAACGGAACCAUCGCUUUGCAAGUUGGUUCAUUUUCAAGGAUAUUCAAGAAAAUUACUGAGUCUUACAGUUCAAGGAAUUCCUUCAAUGCACAUUUGCUUAGACUUUAUACCUGAACUUUUAAGUAUGCCCGAAAUGGACAAACAAAUAUUUGCUAUCGACCUAACAUCACAUUUGAGUUUACAAUAUGCAUUCGGUAAAGGAAUGGGCGUUGCAAAACUUUGCAUUAACACGUUAAUAACACUUUUGGGGAUUUUAUCAACAAAUUCUAGAAUUAAAAUGUUUAAACCAAUUUUACCAUGCAUUGUAAGGUUUGCUGAAGCGUUUCCACCUUUGCUUGAUGACUGUGUACAGUUUUUGAUGCAAUUAGGGAGAAUAAUUGAGUCGCAAGCUGUUAUUGGAAGAAAAACAGAACCUCUUUCGAGUAUAAUUUAUUUCAAUCGUCCAAGAAUCGGACAUAAUGACUCCGACAAAGGCACCGAAUAUUUUAUUGAGGAAAUUAGAGAUGUAUUUACAAAUUUGUGCACUGAAGCGAUUCUUAAACCGAAGAUUUUUUAAUUAAAAUAAAAAAUGAUUUUAUUUCAAUACCGUUAAUGGAUAAUAAUAAUUAAUUAAUCAAUAAAUUGUAAAAAGUAUGAAUACAGAAUGAAAUUGUCAUUUAAUAAAUUAUUUGUAAAAAUUUUCAAAGUAUGCAAUACUAUUCUUUGCCAUUCCAUGUUGGAUGAUAUCUGGACUUACGUUUCGUUCAUUAUGGCGAAUUACU